AUGGCGGAGAAGUGUGGUCGACGACGGGCAGUAGUGGCAACAUGGGAGGGUCUUGCGGGUAAUGCCGAUCUGCGACCGCGCAACACCACACCAGGCGGUCGCACGGACGUCCAGGAGCAAUGUGGAUGCGACACAGGGAGCGCGCAAGACGAGACGAUGCUUUUGGCGUCGCCAGAGGCUGACAAGGCUGCACCAAGAGCCACACCGAUCUUGGCUGCCAAGUCGAUGCUGAAGGAGCCCUGGAGCCGGAUUCGUCCACUUGUUCAGAAGGGCUCGUGUAACUGCGCGAGGACGAUGCGCAAUGCGGAAGACAGCUCUCGCUUUGUACAGAAGGGGUGA
This is a messenger RNA of Parastagonospora nodorum SN15, 339 nucleotides long. RefSeq lists its product as hypothetical. The transcript is spliced from 4 exons. NCBI's taxonomy places the organism in Eukaryota, Fungi, Ascomycota, Dothideomycetes, Pleosporales, Phaeosphaeriaceae. Bases 1 to 339 code for a protein of 112 amino acids. The record is from RefSeq and is a predicted model, not a curated record.